UUGAGCCACAGCUGCUUCCGUAAGCAACAUGGCGGCUUCCCGCUUGCCUCCCGCGGCCCUGACGCUGAAGCAGUUCAUGAGAAGGCAACAGGUUCUCCUCCUCUACAGAAAGAUUUUGCGAGCGAUUAGGCAAGUUCCCAGUGAUUCUGACCGAAAAUACCUCCAGGACUGGGCCAGGGAAGAAUUUAAAAGAAACAAAAGCGCAACAGAAGAGGAUACAAUCCGAAUGAUGAUUACCCACGGCAAUAUGCAGCUAAAGGAACUGGAAAGGACACUUGCUUUAGCCAGAUCUUAACUGAAAGGUUUGCAGACCCCCAUGUGCUCCGCAUAGACUCCGAACCACUGGAGCCACCGUCACAAAGCACCCAAAAAGAUGAUACUCACUCUAACCAAGAAUGUAAAUGAAGGUGUGUUCAUAGUUCCACUACAGUUGGUGGCUGUCAUUAAAACGUGAACUAAUGUCAGGAUGAGAGCUCAGAAUCCUACACUGCUCUGUGGGAAGGUGACAUGGUAGCCACUUUGAAAAUCAGACUGUUCGUAGUUCUUGAAAAGGCGAUGAGGGCAGGGCUGGUAAGAUGGUGCCAUGUGAAGGCUCCUGCUGCCAAGGACCUGAGUGUGGUCCGUGGGGUGCACAUGGUGGGAAGAGAAAACCACUCCAGAAAGUCCGCCGACCUCCACAUAGGCAGCUGUUGCUCACAAACCAAAAAAAUGAGUAAAUGUAUGGUAUGUUGUGAUGCCUAGAUCACGAGCUGUUACAAAACCAGGACUGGCAGUGUACGACUCUAGGAGACACUCUAGAAAAGCGAUUCUCCCUGUGGGUCGUGACCCCCUUUGGGCCAGACAACUCUUUCACAGAGGUCUAGUGUUAGAGACUUACAUUAUGAGUCAUAACAGCAAAAUUACAGUGACGAAGUAACGACAUUUUUAUGGUUAUGGUCACCAUACCGUGAGAGCUGUGUUAAAGGGUCACAGCAUUGGGAAGAUUAAGAACUCACUGGAAACUGCUCUAGAACUUGCUUGAAUAAACCUGCUUUGUUCUUCAGA
Molecule: messenger RNA, 1044 nt
Organism: Apodemus sylvaticus (European woodmouse)
Lineage: Eukaryota; Metazoa; Chordata; Mammalia; Rodentia; Muridae
Gene: Lyrm2
Product: LYR motif containing 2
Exons: 3
Coding region: 29-295 (88 amino acids)
Cellular component (GO): mitochondrion
Source: RefSeq, a predicted model, not a curated record